UGAAAGAUGUCAAGGCUGAAAUCUGAAGCCUCAAGAGAUCCGGAGGGAAGACUCCGGGGGGAGUGUUUGAGGUGUCACAAGUGUGCAGCUUACUGUCCGAAGCCAGGCAGUAACGUGUGCAAAAGCUGCUCACAUGUUGCAAGGGACCACGCUCUUCUUGAGGCAUGCCACAUGCAAGGGUGCAACUGCCCGGAGUGUGUUAUUGUCAAAAACGUGCCGGGAGAAUGUGCAAACUGUGGGCACAAAGUGACGGCACAUACUCCUACACGAGACAUGAAGGUUGCACGGAUGUCUUCACGGAAUGAUGAGGCUGUGCCAUCCACCAGUUCCAUGCAACCUGCUGGUACAAGCAAGACAACCAAGUCUUUUCACCAGUGGCUGCAAGAUGAGGACAGUGAGGAGGAGUUUGAGAAAAGCUUCCUGCCAACCAAAAAGAAGAAAGAGACUGACAGAAAGCGCUUCUUUCAGCCGAAGGGAAAAGGAAAGGGAAAGGGACAGGGAAAGGCUGGAAAGAAACACAAAUUCAACUUGUCAAUGCUGUCUGAGCAAGGGUCAACUGUGGCGCACAGCUGUUUUGGCAUCUCUGUGUCAGAAUGGAAUUCAGAACAAAGUAUUCUAGAGCUGGCCGGCCAGAAGCUACUGGCCAUGCGGAAGAUCGGCAGCGACAACGUAGGCCAUCUCCUUCUGUGUGAAGGGGAUGGUGCCUGGCUAAAGUAUGUGCCAGGGACAGUGCAGCCAUUUGUUGUGAGGGACUACCUGGAGUUUCGGGGCAUACCCUCCAGUAAGAUACACCUGUAUGUGAUGACCCGGACAGACUACAUAGUGCUGCAGAAGUCAAAACCAAAGCUGAGUAGGGACCAGCACUGGAAGGAGGCUAGACUCCCAGAGGAUGAUGAGCAUCAUUCAGAUGACACGAAACGAGAUGAAGCUGCAGAAAUAGAGAUUGUUGACAGCAACGAUGAUGAGAUCUACUUCCCUGGUCCUAGAAGACCAAGAACCAGCACACCGCUGUAUGACGAGACAGUGGCUAUGGAAGAUUUGGGAGGCCUUGAGGACCCAAAUGAAGAUCGGCUGGCAGGGGCAAAAAGGGUUCCAGACACCACCCAUGACUCUGAAUCCAGGGUUCCAGACACCACACAUGACUAUGAAUAUGCAAAGAUGUUACAGCUUGUCUAUGACAACGAGGCAUCAGAGUAUGCCAACAGUGAUACAGAUGAAGCUGACUUCAGCACAUCACGAGAACUGGCUGAUGAUGCAUCAGGAGGUGCUGAAACCUCAAGCAUGGAACCAUGGGAGAAGAAAGACCUACUCAAAAAACUCGUGAAUGAACUACAUGAAAAAAACAUUAAAAAAACGCAGACAAAACUGUACAAUGUUCGCCGAGAUAAGGUUUGGCCUUCACUAAAAGAGAAGAUUGCCCGUAAAACCUUUGACCCGUUCAAGGCCAUAGAGGUCAAGUUCAUUGGAGAGGAGGAGACCAUCGACCAGGGUGGCCCCAAAAAUGAGAUGUUUAGACUGGCGCUUGAUGGCAUCUUCUCCUCAAGUGGCCUUUUUGAACUCACUGCACAGGGCUUUCUGCCAGUAAGUUCCCCCAUCGCGCUGUACAACGAAGAGUUUGUGACAGUGGGGAAAGCCCUCGCCAUGUCCAUUGUUCACUUUGGACCAUCCCCCACUUGCCUACACCCUGCUGUAGUGGCAGUGGUCUGUGACCAGAAGCUGCCAGACAUGUCUGCUUUCAAGCCAGUGGAUAAAGGAACAGCUGACUUUGUGGAAAAGCUUGAAAAAGCAACCAAGGAGACCCUGCCCAGCCUGCUCCAGAGCGACAUUGGCAUGUCGAUGCUGUCCGUGGCGGGCUGGAGGAAGACGGCAGCCAGUACGUCGAUUGAAGAAACAGUUGUCAUAAGGAGGGCACUGUGUCUUCAGGACAUUGUAGUCUCCAGAAAGUCAGCCAUCGAGCAGCUGCGAGAGGGUUUGAAACUGUUUGGCCUGCUCAGUGUUUUGGAGUCAGAGCCCCACCUGGCCGGGUCACUCCUGCUCAAGUCUACUACUCCAAUCACUUCUGACGACGUAGUGAGAUCACUGAGUGUCCACUGGGCAGAGGACGGCAGCAACAGGAAAGACAGACAAAAGGAUGUCUAUCAGAGGCUAACGACCUGGCUAGAAUGCGUGGAAGAGGGUGAUGGCCGUGUCUCGCUCAAGCACUUCCUAACAUAUGUGACUGCCCAGGAGGCUGAGCCAGUGACUGGGUGGCAGCUGGAGCCGGUGCUGCAGUUCAAGGUAUGCCCCGCAGGCUGUGGGUGCUACCCAGUGUCGAACACUUGCGCCCUAACGUUGACGAUGCCAGAGCACAUGGCAAACCUUUCCCAGCAGGAGUUCGACUGUGCUAUGGAGGAAGCCAUAGUUGGUGGGUGGGGCUUUGGGAGGGAGUAAGGUACUAUAUGACU
Molecule: messenger RNA, 2444 nt
Organism: Branchiostoma belcheri (Belcher's lancelet)
Lineage: Eukaryota; Metazoa; Chordata; Leptocardii; Amphioxiformes; Branchiostomatidae
Exons: 17
Coding region: 7-2430 (807 amino acids)
Molecular function (GO): ubiquitin-protein transferase activity
Source: RefSeq, a predicted model, not a curated record